AUGUUGGGUGCCGAUACAGUUGGUAUGUCGACUGUACCGGAAAUCAUUGUGGCACGGCACUGUGGCAUGAAGGUACUUGCACUGAGCCUGGUGACGAAUAACUGCGUCUUGUCACCGGCUCCUCGUGGCGAUGACCAUCUGCUUCAGAAGUCGACGGCAGAAGAGCUCAACGUGAUCGUCGAUGAAGGCAAGGCCAACCAUGAGGAAGUGCUGGAAGCUGGUCGAGAGGCUGCGUCAGACAUGCAGAAACUUGUCUCGCAAGCUGUUGAGGACAUGUUUGCUCAAUGA
Molecule: messenger RNA, 288 nt
Organism: Trichophyton benhamiae CBS 112371
Lineage: Eukaryota; Fungi; Ascomycota; Eurotiomycetes; Onygenales; Arthrodermataceae
Exons: 2
Coding region: 1-288 (95 amino acids)
Biological process (GO): nucleoside metabolic process
Cellular component (GO): cytoplasm
Molecular function (GO): purine-nucleoside phosphorylase activity
Source: RefSeq, a predicted model, not a curated record